This is a messenger RNA of Ylistrum balloti, 2064 nucleotides long. Its product is annotated as condensin-2 complex subunit H2-like. Gene Ontology annotation, cellular component: condensin complex; nucleus. Gene Ontology annotation, molecular function: chromatin binding. The record is from RefSeq and is a predicted model, not a curated record. NCBI's taxonomy places the organism in Eukaryota, Metazoa, Mollusca, Bivalvia, Pectinida, Pectinidae. The coding region runs from base 28 to 1923 and encodes 631 amino acids. The transcript is spliced from 20 exons. Gene Ontology annotation, biological process: mitotic sister chromatid separation; meiotic chromosome condensation.
UUAGGUACAUCCACACAAGGUUCAAUCAUGGUUGUCCAACAAUCACAAACCCAGAACAUUGAUGCUAUGGCAAAGUUUUGUUCUAUGCUCCAACCUAUCCGUGACCUCACCAAGAACUGGGAUGUAGACAUUGCUGGUAAUCUGGAGGAUUACUUAGAGGAGCUGGAGCACAUCACAGUGGCCUUUGAUGGAGGACUUGUUACAAUGAACUUUGCUGAGGCAGCCAUGGUCAUUCAGGGUUCUGCCUGUGUUUACAGUAAAAAGGUGGAAUAUCUAUACACUUUGGUACACCAGGUCCUUGAUUUACUUGCCAAUAAAAAAAAACAAGCUAAAGUCUCCUCGAUUGAUGCAGAUGGAAAUGACGAGGAUGCAAAUUUUAAUGACGGCACCGAUGAGUUUCUUAGUCUGGAUGACAUCCAAGAACAUAACAACAUCUGGAUCAAGGAAGACAGCUACGGAUGUAAGUUUGUUGAGCCCAUGCCCCACAUGCCUCUCUGCCUGAUUCCUCUAGAAGAUGGGGAGAAAGGGGACAACCCACUCCUCAGUAAAACAGGUGAAGUCCUUGCCAGUAGGAAUGACUUCAGGAUGAACACGAGCUCUGUCCACCAAUCAGGGAUACUGCUGCUGGAUUUGUACCACUAUACUCUCAUAGACAAGUCAAUCAAUAUGGCUGCCUCAUCACUACAUAGUCAAGGGCAUCGGUCAGAUAUCCCACAGGAGACUGUUAUAGAACCACCAGUAUCUGAAGAUGUACCAAUGGCCAUGGAUGAUCCAUCUGGAGACGAUGACAAUGAAAAUGAACCAUUGAUUGAUGUACCUAAUGAUGAAGUGGAUGGAGCUCCUGCAGAAAGUGAUGUCCCUCCUUUGGAAACAGAAGCACCAGAUGUAGAACCUCAAGAGAUACGACGAUCAGAAAGACGUCCCAAGACAGUGCGAGUUGUACCACCUAAACCUAAUGUUGAUGCCUGGGAUCCAAUUGAUCAACAUGAAGCAGCAACACAAACAGAAAAAGCUUUUAAGAAAAGUAAAACCUUUAAAAUACCUGAAUGUGUACAGGAUGUCAAUUCAAAGAAAAGAAAGAGAAAAGCACCAUUGAAAAAACCAAAGCUUCAGCCCCUGUCCGAGUUUAUCACAGAAACAUUUUCACACAAAAGCAAGUUUCCAAAGAACCCAAGGAAAGUACCAGUUCUUGUUGAAUUUGAGCAGCAGUACUGGAUAGAAUACAAGAGGAGACAACGGCUUCUGAGAGAACAGAGAAAAUCUGUGAGCCGUGAGGUGUUGGAAGAGGACCAGGAGGAUGAGGAAGUCAACCAGAAUGACCAGCCUGACAACAUAGAUAUAGGGAUGGACAGGUUAGACGACGGUGAUGACAUAGACAAUGAUGCUCCGUUGGUAGAUGAAAAUCUAUUUAACGCUAUUGAAUCAGCCUUCUCAGAUCAGCCUGUUUUUCCAGCUUCACCCAGCCGGUCAGAAUCAGGAGCGUUUAAAAUCGGAGAAAUUGUUACUGAUUAUGAGGAGCUUGUUAGACAGCAUGUGGAGCAGUACAUGGCAAGUGCUCAGGAAUACGCCCAGAUAACAGAGCUGUCACAAAGAGUGGCUGAAUGGGAAGACAAGGUCAUACCCAAACUAGAAGAGGAGGAAACACACGAGCCUUUUGAUAUCAACAAGUAUGGGACCAAGGUUUUAGAUAAUCUGACUAAUGACAAGAUUGUUCCAUUUAAAUGUGUUGCUGCCGGCAAGCCAUCAUUCGAAAUAUGUAGAUUAUUUCUGUCAACUUUGAUGUUGGCAAACACAGAAAAUGUGAGAAUUGUGCAGAAGGGAAGUUUGGAAGAGGGAAUAGACAAAUUUGAAUUGAAACUUUUAUCUACUACUCGCAUGUUUGAACAACUAGAGGAAUACCAAGCACCAUCUCUAGCUUCUUGACCCUUGAGGAACUGUGACACUUUAUAAAGGUUAUCAAAGGCUGUGACAUUUUUAAAAGAUUUUAAGAGACCAUGUCAACUACUCAUUAACAGAAGUGUAAAAGCUUCAGAUAAAGGUUCAUAUUCUUAUGCAAUAAAUAUA